Molecule: messenger RNA, 4203 nt
Organism: Symbiodinium sp. CCMP2592
Lineage: Eukaryota; Dinophyceae; Suessiales; Symbiodiniaceae
Source: the annotation of a GenBank genome assembly
AUGACCUUUUGCCUUCCCGAGGCCCAUGCCUUCUGGCUUAUCUACUCUUCCAACUCCCAGGGCGAGCAACUCACGCCGUUCCUUGGCGGCAGACUUGCACCCAAAAGCCACAAUGUGAGAAGGAGUGACCUUGGUUGUGAUCUCCUGCCACCUUGCAUGAGGUACUCGUCCGCCUUCAAUGACACCGACGGGAGUGUGAUCUCCCCACAAUUCACGGACCUCGAUCCCGACGCUGAUGACAUCGCUGGUCCCGUCACCUGGUCUUCUCCCACGGACACCUCCCAGGUCGUUUCCUAUUCUCUGUUUUGGAACGACAAUGCCGGUGGUGUGCUGGUUGCAGAGCUGCCGGUGGGGACCAACAGUUACACAAUCCCUGUUUCGACCAACGCGACAUAUUCAGAGAUCCUCAUCUACUCACAGUCUUCCUUCUCGCUGCAGUCCACACCAGUCUCGGUCAGCGUGGCCGAUGUGGACUUUUCCCCUCAAGCCCUUGCAUUCGUGGACAGGCGGCUCGACGCGGGCGAGCUGGGCGGCAUCAUUCAGUGGACUGCACCCAACAGUAGCGAGGUGCAGCACUACAACGUCUACUUGGCGAUGGAUCAAGUCGGCACCGGCCGCUCGCUGCUUGGCAACGUGGACGCCAGCACCUACAGCUUCGCCUACACAGACAGCGCGACACUGCAGCAGUACACACAUGCCCUGGCUUACACGGAGUCAAGCGUUGGCGAGCAAGACUUGCCAUCGGCUGCUGAGCUUACAGACACCUCGGCAAGCGUCUCCAACCUGGCCUUUGCAGACAGCGACGCUGACUUGCUGCAGAUCGGAGGUCGUGUGACGUGGACGCCGCCUGUUGACUCCUCACAGGUGACCGGCUAUCGCCUCUACCUCUGCGAGGGUUCCAGCUGCAGCUCCCGAGCGCAGCUGGGGAGCCAGGUCGCUGUUGGUACCAACCAGGUGUCUUUCACGGAGGUUGAUGUUCUUGAAACGCAGACGCACAUAGGAGCUUACACCAAGUCGAGCUUGGCGGAGCAGUCGACGCCUGUCAGCAUCGUUCUCUUUGACUCCUACAUCUCGGCUGGGAACAUCUCCUUUACGGACGUGGACGUGGACGAGGGCCAGAUUGGGGGCAACCUGAGCUGGGCAGAGCCGGCCGACAUCUCCCAGGUCACCGGCUACAGGAUCUACCUCGGCACAGGGGCCUCCGUGAAGAUUUCCCAUCUGGGCGAUGUCGCCGGUGCUAUCAACACGGACUUCGAGGUACCCAUGGACACGGACAGCAACGGCACGACCGACCUGCUGGUCUGCCUGCUGUCGGAUGGCGUGGAACAGUCGGGCACUCGGGCAACCAAGCGGUCUGUUUGCGAUGCUUACAUCUUCAGGGACACCACUGAGAGUGUGUCCGGCAUCGCCUUCCAGGGCAAGGACCUGUUCCGCCACAGCUUGGAGCUGACCAAGCCUCGGCCUCUGCUCUCACAUCUGGAGGACCUGGAUCUCAAUGAGCUGGGCGGAACGGUUUCCUGGACUCCGCCUCUGGUCCUGGUCUACACCCAGCAAUACGUGGUGUAUCUAGCAGAGGACGCUUCCGGCACAGCUCGCUCGCAGGCACCGGGCGGAAACGAACUCUGCUCUGCUGUCGGUUCCGCUACAGCUAGAGUGCUAGACCUGACAGCCACCGUCCAAUCAGAUCGGUGGAGGUUGAGUCUCCGGUUGCAGUCGGCCAGCCUCCCGGGCAUUGGUGCCGGCUUUCCCACUGCACAGUGGACCCUGAGUUUGAAAGGCUCAAGAGGCAUCGAAAGCGUCAGUGAGCAUGAGCUCAAGAGUUUGCUUUUGCCGGUCCAAGGCACCAACGAACUCUUGGUGCCUGCUGACACGCCCCGGCUGAACUUCACCCACUUUGUCGUCUAUACGCAGACGGCCUUUCAGGAGCAGACAACACCAGCCAGCUUAGCCUUCGAUGAUGCCGUUGCCGCCCGCAACGUGGGCUUCACAGACGACGACCUAGACCAAGGCGCCAUCGGCAAGGGGGAGGAGGAGAAAUGGAAGGAAGUGGCCCACCUGGUAGGCCUGUACGAAGAGGAUGAGGAGGAGGCGGCACCCGCCACCGACCUCUGCCACCCAGCAGAUGGGGAUGCUCAGCGAUGGGAUGCCAAGUAUCUCCAGAAGCGAACGCUCCGUGAUGAGGACGCCGAACUGGACAACUUGACUCUCCUGUUCGGCGAUCUUGAGGCUGCCGUUCUUGCUGCAUUCUCGGCUGAGGCGCUGGAGGCGCUCGAUCUUCCUCAACUUCGGGCACUGGCUCGCAGGCUUACCGGUGCUGGUGGAGAGUGGUCGGGGACCGCUCGAGUGGCACGAGCAUAUCGUGCAGGGCUGGGCGCCAAGGCGCAUCUGAACGGAGGUCAUAAGAUCUCCUCUCCGACGCUGCCUGGAUUGAGGAACAGCUUUUACAUUGUUCUACGUGGCCCUUCGCAUCCGGAGGGGAUCUGGACCAAGAGCUAUCAGACCUACGCUGCUGCUGUCCGCCCCGUCGGGGGCCCUCGGGGUUCCUUUGAUUCGGCAAGUGCCUCCCAUUCCUUCCCGUCACUCGCAGAAGCGGAAGCAUAUCUGCUGGGAGCCGGGCGGCCAAUCGGCCGCCCUGGGGUGGAAGAGCUGGCACUUACGGUGAGCGGCGAUUCUGCACUGCCCCCCUUGUAUCUUACACUUCCUGCUGCCGAAGAGGGAGGAAGCGACCGCUACGCCACUGCUUUCCUGCUGAGGGUGCGGGCCAAUGGCUUCAUGGUGGUGCUCCCCGACUUGCCGGCCGUGCGGGAUUACGUCGAGGGCCUUCUCAACGAAGACGGCGACAGGGUGGCCCUUACUAUGAGGGAGCAAGUCCAAGUGGAGACUGUUCGGGGCCGCCACCUUGGUCCUGGAGCUGCUCUGCUGGCGGACUUUCCUUGGAGCAGUUGCGGCUACUUUGUCCGUUCGCUGCGCGGCCUACCCGAUCGAGCUUCCCGUGUUCUCUCGGUGUCGGUCGGCACCGUACCUGGCAGGCCUAUGUCACAAGAUGCUUUGGACACUGCUGGAAGGUGGGUGGAACGCUUAGAUCCGGACACCGCCCAGGAGUACUGGGAAAGCGCACAGGAGGUCGAUCUCGAGGCGGAUGUCGACGGGGAGCCCAUGGACGAACUGGCGGAGGAGGAGCCGGCGCAACCGGCGCCAAACCGCGCUCUGGGAUCGAGGGCGCUCCCUGCAGCCGCUCGGGCUUCCCAAGCUCCGCGGACUGGUGCCCAGCCUGGGGGCAAUCUCUUCAACGGCGGCCGGGCGAUGACGGAUGCUGCAAUGGCGAGGCUCCAGCGCUUAGCCGGUUCGGCUCCCGCUCGUGUUGGCCUGGUGGAGAGACAGCGGACGGCAGCUGCCGCCCCGGAGGAGGAUCUCGCUCUCGAGGCGGAGUUCGGAGCCCUUCCGCCAGCCGAUGUUCAGGAUCCCGCCGAGGAGCUUCAGGCCACCACUAUGCAGAGCAUGUUGCUAGCCCAAAUGCGGCAGAAUGCCAUCUUGCUGGAGAAGCUUGUGCACAAAGGCGGUGCUCUGGAAGAUGUUCUCGGCGGCGGCUCGGGCAGCGGCGGCGACAGCUCCGGAGGCGGAAUCAAGGGCCACUUGGCGAGGGAAGCUUUUCUGAAGCAGGUGUCGGAUCUCAAGAGCGUCGCCAACAAGGUGCAAAACAGUGCACUUUUGGAGCUUGGGAUGACAGAGCCGGAGCCUGGUCUGAUGAGGGAGUUCGUGGAAAAACGGAUCCCCCUGGCCGACCAAAAGGUUCUGCAACACGUCGCGGCCAUAGCCUCUCCCGGCUGGGAGCUCGGCUACCGAUCGAAGAACGAGGAGCUCAUGGGCUUCACCAGCCGGCUGCUGAUGUUCGUGGAGCAGAGCGCCUUGGAUGGGGGAAAAACCCAGCUCGGGUACCUCCUCAGCGGCUUCCCGGAUCCCACACCAUUGGGUUUCAUGAGCAGGCGAGCUCCGGGUUUGAAGAGCUUCUCAAGAUUAGCUCCGGCUCAGUGGAUGGCGGCGAACCUCGACUAUGCCGAGACUCGCAUAGCACAGCUUGGGAACAAUCGGCAGCCACCCCCGCAGAAGCCGCAGCCACCCGAAGUACCGAGCGAGGAUGCCGAGGAGCCCGGCAAGCCACCUCGUCGGCGUCCGCCCCGACGCCCGAAGAACGAUGCAAGCUAG